Molecule: messenger RNA, 3698 nt
Organism: Rattus norvegicus (Norway rat)
Lineage: Eukaryota; Metazoa; Chordata; Mammalia; Rodentia; Muridae
Source: RefSeq, a predicted model, not a curated record
CGCGCCCGAGCCGGGCCUCAGGGCACGCGGAGCUCGUGGGAGAGCGCGGGGCCUGAGGGGGCGGGGCGCGCGCGUUAUAUUUGGCGCCCGCAGCAGCGCGUGUGCCUGGGCGAGUUUUCCUUCCGCAGGCGCUGGCAGCCGGGGCGCCGCGGCCCAAGCUGACUCCUCUCUCUCCCUCUCAGACCCCGGCAGGGCCCAGAGGUGAUUCUGCCUGCACGAUGAUGUCCUCCUUCCUGGAGACGAGCUCUUCGCAGGCGCCAGGUCGCGAACAAAAAGAGAAAGAAAAAAAGAAAAAGCAGAAUAAGAGACCAGGGACAGGGACCUUAGCGGCUUUGGGGGUCAGCUCCGCCUGGGGCAGGCGCGCUAUGACAGUGGCUGGGUUUCCAACAGAGACUGCAGCCUCGCAGUGUCCAGGGAAGAAGCCCAGGCCAGCCCUGCCAGGGGACCUCGAGGCCUGGCGCUUGCCCGGACCCCUAGCUGGACCUCGGUCUGGUCCCCAGGGACAGCAAGCAGCAAGCAGGGCGGGCUGCACCGCCAGAGCAGCAGAAUCAAGGCUGCACGUCGAAUUGCCAGUCCUUCAAUCCGAACAUGAGAUGAGAAUGAUGGCUAUGCAAAUGAUGACCAACUCAAUAAGUGAUGCCAUGGAGAGGUACAAGGAGCUCAUACAAGUGAACAGUUCCUACCGCAUCAGGCAAUCCCAGCUCCUACGUGAACAAGCUCAAUUGAAGAACAAUAUACAGAUUUUGCUGAAUGAGAAGAGAGAACUGCUGGUGGAGCAGACUGAACUGCCAGCAUCUUCUGUGGAGACAAAGAGGUUCUGUGAAGAGGCCGGAAUGAACAUCUGUGACCCCAGAGCCACGCAACAGCAGGCCCCAGAGGUGAUUCUGCCUGCACGAUGUCCUCCUUCCUGGAGGCGAGCUCUUACCAGGCGCCACAUCGGGAGCAAAAAGAGAAAGAAAAAAAGAAAAGAAAAAGCAGAAGAAGCGGCCAGGGAAGGGGGCCUUAGCGGCGUUGGGCAUCAUCUCGGCCACGGGAGGGCGCCCUAUGACAGCGGCGGGUUUCCAACAGAGACUACAGCCUCGCAGUGUCCAAGGAAGAAGCCCAUGCCAGCCCUGCCAGGGGACCUUGAGGCAUGGAGCUCGCGGGGACCCCUAGCCCGACCUCCGGUCUGGUCCCCAGGAACAGCAAGCAGCAAGCAGCAAGCAGGGCGGGCUGCAGCCCCAGAGCAGCAGAAUCAAGUAGGAUCCUGUGUGUGCCGCGUCGUUCCUGCUGGCGAGACGUAGCGCGGGACAUCUGGUGCCAAAAACCCGGGAAAGACCUUGCCAUCGUCAGCACCUUCGGAGAUCCCUUGGCGACAAGGAGGAUUCAGAACUGCAGGACAAUGAAAAUCCCAUAUGGAUCCCAGGACGACUUACUCGGAGCAUCACAGCAAGUGAUCAAGAAGGGACUGGGACUCCUGCCCCUCCUCACUCUUCUUCCAUGGAUGCCAGCAACGGUGCAGGGCGAGCUACGAUGGGGAAUAAUGUCAACCUUUCCACUCCCGAUGCCGGUGAUGUACCACUAACAGGGAUUUAGGGUUGGCCUAUUUACCUAAGGAUCCACAGGUUGAACGACAAAAAAAAAAAAAAAAAAAAAGAAAAUAGGACUAUUCCCUUAAGGGCAGCCUUUGUUUUGGCAUAUUCAACAAAACAUCUUUUGAUCUCCCUUGCAUUAUGUUAUAUAAUCAAUCUUCUGCUUGGUUAAGGGAGGCCACAUGGGGAACUGGUGAGGAGGACAUUGUGGCUAACGCCACAGUUCUCUAUGGUGGUGGCCUUACAUUGCGUUAAUGGUAGCUGCACUGAUCUUACGCCCAUGGCGAUGCUACUUGGAGGAAAGGGCGAAAAGGGACGGUUGUCAUUUUCCUGGACGGGGAACAUCAAACCUGCUGCCUCUGUCUGGACAGCUACUCAUAUCGCAGUAGUUACCCGCAUGCCUCGCUUUAUCCCGAUACCUGUUGAUGCCCCGGGGACCAUGACCUUAUUUAGAGGAAAAAGAGAUUUUGGUACUUCUGCUAUUAUUGCUGGCAUUAUUGCUACGACAGCAGUCGCUGCCUCGGUUACUGCCUCGGCAUUGGCCUUGUCAAAUUCAGUACAGACAACCCAAACUAUCAAUGAUUUAUUGGCCACCAUCUCUGUGGCUCGGGACAGACAGGCCUCAGCCAAUACUCAGAUAUAGGGAGGCCUUAUGCUUGUCAACCAACGUAUAGAUCUGGUCCGAGAGCAAUUAGACAUUCUAUGGCAACUGGCCCAGCUUGGCUGUGAGCAAAAACUCCCAGGCCUUUGUGUCACCUCCAUAUAAUAUGACAAAUUUACCUGAGCUGCUAAUCUGUCUAAGAGUCUUUCACAGCAUCUGUUACAGAACUGGACCUCGGAGUUUGAACAGACACUUCGGGAGCUGAGAGCGACCAUCAUUCAAGUAAAUUCUACCCGACUGGACCUGUCUUUGACGGAGGGAUUGUCGUCCUGGAUCACCUCAGCAGUCUCUUAUUUCAAGGAAUGGGUGGGAGUAGGACUUUUUGGAGUGAUCCUCUGCUGUGGAUUAGUGUUACUCCUCUGGUUGCUUUGCAAAUUGAGAUCUCAAACAAGAAAGGACAAAGUAGUGAUCGCCCAGGCGCUUGUAGCCCUUGAACAAGGAGCGUCAGCCGAUAUCUGGUUGACCAUGCUCAAGCAACAGGUCGCCGGCUGGACAGCUCUUGCACUCCUAGAACCUCGGUUCAUUGCACAGGAUUAGAGUGUCCGGCUUGAGCAGCCCAUGAGGGGUGACUUAGCAUCGCACAGGGAAGUUCUACCAAAUAUGCUCCCUGGAAGGCAUGUCAUAUUACAUGAGGGUUUCUGCCCCAGUUUUCCCUCCCUCGAAAAAUGGCAGUGUGACGGGUCGGGAGUGCCCUGGGUCCCAACAACAGCCUAAGGGUAUCUCUCUUGUACAGGUUCGCCAACUUUGUACGAGGAUAUGACCUCUGUCUUCACCCUCCUAUAUCUGGGUGUCCUGUUUGCUUAAAAAAAAAACAGAAAAGGGGGAGAUGUGAGGAGCUGUCCGAGGAGCUGUCCUCACAGAUGUGAGGAGCUGUCCGAGGAGCUGUCCUCACAAACUCCAUUACAAGAUGGCACCGGCAUCUGGCAGAACGCACCUAGUAAAAAGGGCAAUACGCAGGCGCCUGGUAACUUCCCUACUCAAAGGGACACAUACGUUUUGGUACGUCAUCUGGCAUAAUUGGCAGCGACCAGUCAGAGAGUGACACGUCCUAGGCGAGGAUAGUUUCCUAUAUAAGGGACGGUUAUUCCUCACUCUCCGUCUCCGCGUUGUAAGCUUAUGCUCUCCCUCUCAAGACGCAUUAAAGCUUUUCUGUAGUAGGAUCCUGUGUGUGCCGCAUCGUUCCUGCUGGCGAGACGAAGCGCGGGACAUACAUAUUUCUAUGCUAUACUGUGUAGAAUACAAUUCUAUUAUAUGUCAACAUAUACAGUUUGCUCAAUAUGAUUUCUGUGAAUGUUAUCAGUCAUGGGGAAAUAUUAAGAGCCUGAAGAAACAUGCACAAUAUUUGCAGAAUGCACAUAAAAUAGGAGAUGGUAUAUAAGCAAAAAUGUGAAUUACAUCACUUACAGCUUUCAUAUCGAAUGCAAUUUAAAAUGUUUAAUAGAUUAAAAAUAUUUAAAUCAUCUUUA